GUCAGUUAAAUGCCCAUACACUGACUACGUCAUAAGUGGGCAUGCUUCCAUUGAUUUUUGCUGAUGUUGAUGCACAUCUCAGGGACAGGGCAUAACCAAUAUUUGAACCCAGGACUACCGGCAUCCAAAGCUGAGGUGCUUAUUCUGGGCCACAAAGCCAUUCACCAGAGGCUACUACAGUGAUGGGCUUGUGGUGCAUGAGUUCUGAGAAACAGCUUUGUGACUUUAAGAGGAUACCAUGUAGAAUUGGAGAGGGGGAGGAUAAUACACCAGUGUGGUCAUUGCCUGGAGGUCCCACCUGAGAUCAGGGCUCCGUUGUGCUAGGAGCUCUACAAACACAUCCUGAGAGACAGUCCUUGCCCUGAGCUGCCUACGGUCGAGUUAGGAUGGAAGGGGAAACUGAGGCACAAAGUGGGGGAGGGGGGCGAAGAGCAUGCCACAGGUCAGUGACAGAGCCAGGUCAUUUGUCCCAGUACCCUGCACACUAGACCAUGCUGUCUCCCAAUGGUCAGUUGUGCAGGUUGUCAUGGUGAAGUGAGAUCUAGCAGUGGCUGUGGUUUACAUGAAUUCUGAGGCAGUAUCAGAGCAGCUGAGCAGAGAAGGGAGCCAAUAACUGUCCAUCUGGCUAAGCAAGCCUUUCCCCCCCCCCUCUCUCUAGCCUCGGCCUCUCCUUGUGUCAGGGAGCCUGUGGGGAAGAGCGCAAACGGCAGCUGUAAGCCAGGCAUACAGUACACAGGCAGGGGGCACCAUGAGGCUGCCUGGGCGCUAUCCAAUACCCAACAAGAAGGACCUGCCGUAUGAUAUAGUGGAGCUUAUGGAAGAAGUAGAGAUGAAGACUGGAUUUUUGCCCAAUGUGUUCAGUGUGAUGUCUCAUCGGCCUGCGGAAUUUAGAGCAUUCUUCGCAUAUUACAAUGCCAUCAUGAACAAAGAGACAGGAAGACUCAGCAAGGCUGACAGAGAACUUAUUAUUGUGGCUACAAGCGUUGUUAACAGAUGCCCCUACUGUGUAAUUGCACACAGUGCGUUACAUCGGAUAUAUUCUAAAAAGCCAGCUUUGGCGGAUCAGGUUGUUGUGAAUUGGAAACUGGCUGAUCUAAGUGAACGGGAGCAGGCAAUGCUGGAGUUUGCUCUUGCAGUCAGUCACGCUGAUAACAUAACUGAAGAGCACUUCCAAAAGCUGGAGGCUCAGGGUUUUGACCGGGAAGAUGCUUGGGACAUAGGCACAAUUGCCUCCUUUUUUGCCAUGUCUAAUCGUAUAGCUCACUUUACCGAUAUGCGUCCAAACGAAGAAUUCUACACCAUGGGCAGAAUACCUCGGGCUAAGGAGAAGGCAGAAACUCUCUAAUGCUGCCCACAAUUUUGUGAAAACAUACCAAGCACUUAAUGCUGUGGCUAAUGUUGCUAGUUACUGAAUAUAUAUAAAAGGCACAAGCUAAUAGCCGAUUGUUACCAGAAGAGAUCAGAUGGGGAAAUGGGUUACACUUUCCUCCAGCAUGCAAAAAGCUGGGAAAGGGUUUUCAACCAUGGGCCAGUCAUAACACUUUUAAUUCCUAAAGUAGCUGCAAGAUCAAAACUUUUGUCUUAAACCUUGUUUAGAUUGUGAUAAACUGGCUGGGUAACAUAUUGUGAUUUAUAAACAAGGGCUGCAUGGCAACUUCUUCAUCACAUCUGUAAUAUUAGAGUAAAUACCAGAUGAGCUUUUGAGUCUCUAUAGUAUCGAACCCUUCUCAGACAGUGAAGGGCUGUAAUAAUUUCUCAUGGCACUUUUGCUAAUUAUUAGAGAUUAAUGUAUCAAUAAGGGUUGGGGAGAAGGGAAUGUCUUUCUCAGCCCUAUUAAUUACUCUUAUGUGAUCCUGCCGUGAAAACAUAAUGCUGCUGUAAUAGCACAAUCAUUCCAAAACAUCCCACUGGUGUCAGUGGAAAGUCUCUGCUAGGCUUCAUUGGAAGUUGGAUCAGGGCCUUAGCGCCAGACUGAGCAGAGCUGUGCAAUGCAGGUGUGACAGUGGGAAGUUUUUACUCAAUCACAGGUCCCAUAUCAGCAGUAACAGGCCUGUAGAGUCACUGACAGUGAACUAUUUUUUCUUUUUUCUUCAAAUGCUCAGAUGAAGAAAUUCUCUUGACUGAAUGCUGAGUGGUGAAGGAAUCAAGUGUUUGUAUGCAUGAUACAGUGUUGCCGACUCUUGCAAUUUUAUCAAAGGUCUUGUGAUAUAUGGUGUUUUUCUUAAAGCCCUACCUGCUGGAGUGAGGUGACUGUGCUUGAGAAUCUCAAAUUCCAUUGUUUAAAAAAGAAAGUUUCUAGCCCUCACUGUUGCAGAGAAAAGCUUGAAAACAGGACUCAUGUGCACCCUAAAGGCUUACAAACCUCAUGACAAAGAACUGCCCAGUUUACUUUGUCAAUCUCUUGAUUUCUAUGACAGUCUCAUAAUGUUUUACUGUCUGAUCUAUGAUUUUUCAACACUUUGGGUUGGUAACACUGCAACUAACUUUCCUCUAUCCAAUCUGUUUCUCACAACUUUUCUAAAAUGUCUCUUUUGUAAAUGGAUCAUGGACAAACUCCAUCCACUCCCCAGUAGUUAAGAAACAUGAUUUUCUUGCUUGAGUUGUUUUCAACACAAAACCAUGUCUGGGAAAUGCAAUUGUCUUACCUUGUGUGUAUUUUAAACUAAAUGUAAUAUUAAGGUUCUUGACUCAACUUUUAAUCACAUAGGUCAAAAAAUAUAACCCUUUUUUGAAAAUGGUU
This is a messenger RNA of Gopherus flavomarginatus (Mexican gopher tortoise), 2740 nucleotides long. RefSeq lists its product as uncharacterized. The record is from RefSeq and is a predicted model, not a curated record. Bases 749 to 1345 code for a protein of 198 amino acids. Gene Ontology annotation, molecular function: peroxiredoxin activity. Lineage: Eukaryota; Metazoa; Chordata; Testudines; Testudinidae. The transcript is spliced from 5 exons.